Molecule: messenger RNA, 3572 nt
Organism: Panicum hallii
Lineage: Eukaryota; Viridiplantae; Streptophyta; Magnoliopsida; Poales; Poaceae
Exons: 7
Coding region: 33-3572 (1179 amino acids)
Source: RefSeq, a predicted model, not a curated record
UUCAGGGUUUAGAUUCUUUUCUCAAGGCAGCAAUGGCAAAUAGGUCGCCAAAGGGUUUAAUGUGUUGUCCAUGCAGUGUUUGCGAAAAUAAAAAGGAAUUCCGGAAAAGAGAAACUCUAUGGAAUCACCUGGCCUUGAAUGGUUUCAUGAGUAACUAUAGCCUUUGGACUAAGCACGGCGAAGUUGGAGUUACGAUGGACGAUAAUGAAGAAGAUGACGAUGGUGAUAACAAUCUUCCAGAUUGGGCAUGGGUUCAUGAAGCAGGUGGCUUUCAAGAUGAACCAAUGGACGAGGGUGAAGCAAAUGUUGCACAAGAGGAACCACCUGACGAGCUAGGUCAGGCGUUGCUUGAUGCACAGAAAGACAGUGACACUGUGAAGGAGGCAUUAAAGUUUGAGAAGAUGUUGGAGGAUCACAAAAGGCCGUUGUUCCCUAAUUGCAAACCGGAGCAGAAGAAGUUGGGUACCACGCUAGAGAUGCUGAAAUGGAAGGCAACUAAUGGGGUCACCGAUAAGGGAUUUGGUGAGCUAUUAAAGAUUGUAAAGAACAUGCUUCCUGAGGGUAAUGAACUGCCGUCAACAACAUACGAAGCUAAAAAGAUGGUUUGCCCUCUUGGAUUGGACGUGCAGAAGAUUCACGCAUGUCUUAACGACUGCAUCCUGUAUCGCGGCGAAUACGAGAACUUGGAAGCUUGUCCUGUUUGUAGCGCAUUGCGGUAUAAGAUCAGGCGAGAUGAUCCAGGUGAUGUUGAUGGGGAGCCGGUAAAGAAGAGAGUUCCCGCAAAGUUGGUGUGGUACUUCCCUAUAAUACCACGUCUGAAGCGCUUUUUCAAAAACAAGGACAACGCUAAGUUGAUACGAUGGCACAAAGAAGACCGUAAGGAGGAUCACAUGAUCAAACACCCAGCAGAUGGGUCCCAGUGGAGAAACCUUAACCGAGAGUAUCCUCAAUUUGACAAUGACCCAAGGAAUAUAAGAUUUGCUCUAAGUGCGGAUGGAAUGAAUCCGUACGGGCCAAAAGAACCUGGCAACGAUAUUGAUGUGUUCAUGCAACCCUUGAUGGAUGAUCUCUUACUGCUCUGGAAAGAAGAAGGUGUACAUGUGUGGGAUGAGUAUAAACAGGAGUCUUUCAACCUUCGAGCUUUGCUUUUUGUAUGCAUCAAUGAUUGGCCUGCACUUGCAAAACUUUCGGGACAGUCGAACAUGGGAUACAUGGCCUGCACCCACUGUUAUGAUGAAAUCGAUAGCAUUUAUUUGAAACACUGUAAGAAGUGCGUAUACAUGGGCCAUCGCCGAUUCCUUCCUACCGAUCACCCCCUAAGAACCGAAGGGAAGCAUUUCAAAGGAGAGCCCGAAACUCGUCGUAAGCCUCUGUUCCGUAAUGGAAAGCGUGUGUUCUCGAUGAUCAAGGAUGUGAAGGUAGUAUUUGGAAAGGGUCCCGGUAGCCAACCUGUUCCGAAGGAUGACCAGGGACAUGUUCCAAUGUGGAAGAAGAAGUCUAUAUUGUGGAACCUACCUUAUUGGCAAGUCUUACAGAGAGACAAAGGACGCCACUAUUUAAAACCUGCCAGCUAUAAUCUGAGUAAAGAGGAGAAGGAAAGCAUGUUCGAUUGCUUGAACAGUAUCAAGGUCCCGUCUGGGUACUCCUCAAAUAUACAGGGCAUAAUAAAUGUGAAAGAGAAGAAAAUCCAAAACUUGAAGUCCCAUGACUGCCACGUUCUGAUGACACAAUUACUUCCGGUUAUACUGAGGGGUGUUCUACCGGAAAAUGUGAGAUUGGCAGUUGUAAAGCUUUGUGCAUUCAUGAAUGAAAUUUCACAGAAAGCAAUUAAUCCAAAUAAUCUAAUAAAGCUGCAGAAAGACAUUGUCGAAUGUCUUGUCAGCUUUGAGAUGGUCUUCCCACCUUCCUUCUUCAAUGUUAUGACACACCUUCUAGUUCAUAUUGUGACAGAAAUAACUAUUCUGGGUCCUGUUUUUCUACACAAUAUGUUCCCUUUCGAGAGGUUCAUGGCAGUAUUGAAGAAGUACGUGCGUAAACGUUCUCGCCCAGAAGGAUGCAUUGCUAAGGGCUAUGGAACCAAGGAGGUCAUUGAGUUUUGCGUUGACUAUCUUCCUGAUCUCAAUCCGAUUGGGCUCCCCGUGUCACACCAUGAGGGGCGACUAAAGGGAAAAGGCACACUAGGAAAGAAAUGUAAUGUGCACAUCCCUUGUAGUGAAUUCAGCCAAGCAAACUUCAUGGUUCUUCAGAAUUCAUCCAAGGUGGCUCCAUAUAUUGAUGAGCACAUGAAUAUUAUACAGGGACCAUCAAUCACUGUCCAACAAUACCAAGGGUACGAAAUCAAUGGGUAUACAUUUUAUACGAGAGCUCAAGACAAAAAAAGCACCAACCAAAACAGUGGUGUUCGUAUGUGUAUAGUAAACAGUAAUGGAGAAAAGAACAACUACUAUGGUGUCAUAGAGGAGAUAUGGGAACUUGAAUAUGGACCCAUAGUUGUCCCUUUAUUUCGUUGCGAAUGGGUGGCUGGAGGAGGCGUAACGAAGGACCGGUAUGGGAUGACCAUAGUUGACUUCAAAAAGAUUGGAUAUAAAGAUGAACCAUUUGUUCUAGCCAAGGAUGUGACACAAGUGUUCUAUGUGAAGGACAUGUCGAGCAAACCGAAGAAGAAGUCAGAUAAGACGUCUGAAGCAGACAAGGCUGGAAAUGAGCCGAAAUGGCACAUAGUUCUUCCAGGAAAAAGAAAAGUUGUUGGAGUUGAGGAUAUUUCGGACAAUUCGGAAGAUUAUGACCAGAUUGAUGACCUUCCUCCAUUCUCAGUUGACGUUGACCCUAGCAUCCUCUUAUCCAAAGAGGACACACCUUACUUACGCUGUGAUCACGCUCAAGGCACUUUCGUCAAAAGGAAGAUUAUCAAUGUUCCGGUUCUUGAGCUAGAGGGUGCUUCAUUGGAUGUGGAAAUGGAUCCUACGGACAACCAAGACGAGUUAAUGCACGAGCUCAUUUGUGGUAUUACUGGGCAAAUAGCUCAAGAGUUUCAUGAGGACGAGAACGAUGGCAGCCAAUUUUUAAACUUGCAUUAUCCUGGCGACCAGGAGCAAGAUAUUAGUGGGGAGGAAGAAGAAAAUGUCGAGGAAGCCGAGGUUCUACGCACUUCGAUUGCUUUGGUGAAGAGGAUUGAAAAAGACAAUGAUACGAGGGAACAACUUGUGGAGCGGGUGCGGAGCCUGGAGGCAGUAGCUGUUGAGAGGACGACCCUUGCGGAGAGUGUUGCGACGCUGGAACACCAAAACUUAGGGUGGGAAGAUACGGAGAAAGAUCUUUGUCGUCAGUUGGUGGAGGCGAGGGGUCAGCUUUCCCGGUCGUCCGCUGAGCGUGAGAAGCUGGCGAAGGAACUGACCUUGGUCGGCGUGGAGCAAGACGCGUCAGAGAGUAGUCGACGGGCUACGGAGGAAGAAUCUAAAAGGCUGGUGGCGGAGGUGGCCCGAGGGGGUGGCGACAUCGAGGACUCCCUCCGCCGCACAAUGGAGCUGAUCUGGUCUCGUACCCCACGUGACUCCUCCAAGCUCCGCGGGUGA